Messenger RNA from Anopheles coustani, 1187 nucleotides. Its product is annotated as retinol dehydrogenase 12-like. The record is from RefSeq and is a predicted model, not a curated record. The transcript has 5 exons. The coding region runs from base 1 to 960 and encodes 319 amino acids. Lineage: Eukaryota; Metazoa; Arthropoda; Insecta; Diptera; Culicidae.
AUGCUGCUGACAAUUGUGAUAGGGUCCGUGGUGGCCGUUUUAACCUACAAGCUAGCCAGGCUUAUCAUCGAAGGGGGUCAGUUCCGCAAGAGCACCCGUUGCGAUGGGAAAGUGAUCCUCAUCACCGGUGCCAACACGGGCAUCGGUAAGGAAACGGCCCGGGAGCUGCUGAAACGUGGCGGAAAAGUGUACAUAGCAUGCCGUUCGCUGGAGCGUGCCAACCAGGCCCGGGAUGACAUAGUGGCGCAAACCGGACUCUCCGACAUCCAUGUGCUCGAGCUGGACCUAGCAUCGAUGGAUUCGAUUCGGCAGUUUGCACAAAGGUUUUUGGCUCAAGAAAAGCGGCUCGAUCUGCUGAUCAACAAUGCGGGAGUGAUGGCCUGCCCGAAAGCGCUCACAAAGGACGGCUUCGAACAGCAGCUGGGUGUGAACCAUUUGGGACACUUCUUACUCACCAAUCUACUGCUGGAUGCGCUCAAGGCGGCCGCACCCAGCCGUAUCGUGAACCUCUCCAGCUUGGCGCACAAGUACGGCAAGAUCAACCGGAAGGACCUCAACAGUGAGCAUUCGUACAACCAGGUGACCGCCUACUGCCAGAGUAAGCUCGCGAAUGUGAUGUUCACGCGGGAGCUGGCCAAACGGCUCGCGGGUACCGGCGUGACCACGUACUCCGUCCACCCCGGAACGGUCGACACGGAACUCCCUCGGCAUAUGGGAUCGUUCUUUUUCCUGUUCGAUCACAAACUUGUGAAACCCAUAUUGAGCGUUGCCUUCAAAACGCCACUGUCCGGAGCGCAGACAACACUCUACACGGCCCUGGAUGAAGAUCUCGCGCAGGAGAGUGGGAAGUACUACGCCGAUUGUCGUGAGCAAAAACUAAGCAAGUACGCCCGCGACGACGAGCUUGCCGAGUGGCUGUGGAACGAAAGUGCCAAGAUGACGAAACUGAGCGUGGGAUAGACGUCUUAGGUCAGAUAAGCUGAGGCUCGGCUGCGUUUGCGUGAUUCAGCGAAAACAUGUAACAGGUUGUAUCGGUCACAGGGUCACAGCCUACGUCUAUAAUUAGUCUAACGCUCUCUGGAAGUGGGGUAUAUUUUGAAUACUAAUGCCCGAAGGGAAUAAAAUAGGAUGCUGAGUUACUUUUUGUGUUGAGAAACAAAUAACCAGAGAUAUGGGACCGUCGCGCA